UCUGUAAAAUUCUGCAGUACAUACCUUCGCAAUUUCAGGAACUGUAAAAGGUUGCAAUUGCGGAAAAAAACAUCAAUGCAGUGCAUCUUUCGCCCUUGCCUGAAGCCGAUCCCCCUGCUCAGCGUUUCGAGUGGCGUCCUUCUCCUAUCGACUGUUGGGUUGUCCACAAGAACAACCUCCUCAAUGGCUACUUCUAAACCCGUAUGGCCAGUCAAACCGUACUCUCCACGCCAUCAAGCAUGGCCUUAUAAAGAGUCCGACUUUUCGCGGCAAGAUCCUUCGUCGGAUUCGUCUUUCUACCGUGCGCCUCGUUUCGUAACACAUAUUGACGACGCUGCAAUUUCCACCCUAAAAGAGUACUACGCAGACGUUCUUCCUACCUCAGGAAAAGCACUUGACUUUUGCAGCAGCUGGAUAAGCCAUUUCCCAGCAUCUGUGGAGCAGGCAAUAGCCCGCGAUGAGCUCAAAGCGAUCGGCAUGGGCAUGAAUCAGGCCGAGCUUGAAGCCAAUGACGUUCUCAAACACGGGCGUCUUCUCGUUGAUCUGAAUAUCGACCCCGACGUUUCGGCCGCUCUGGUUAAAGCGAAGGUGGUGGACUUGUCAGACCCGGAGACACUCAUAGACGCGUCUACUGUAGUUGUCAGCAUUGAUUAUCUCAUCCAGCCAGUGGAAGUGCUUUCUAGCGUUUUGAAAGUCACAAAGCCAGGCGGUAAAGUCCAUCUUACGAUCAGCAACCGCUGCUUUCCCACCAAAGCGAUCAAUCGAUGGUUGCGCAUCUCCGAGGAGGAACGACUGCAAAUGGUUGGCGAUUUCCUGCACUUUGCAGGUUGGAAGGACAUCGAGCUGGUGGAAUUAAGCAAUGGCAAAGACGCUGGACAACCGUCUUCCUUCGUGGCCCAGGACUUUCGUGGACUUAUGAGCAUGAUAGGCAUGAACUCUCGUGACCCACUUUGGGUAGUUCGCGCCACAAAAGCAUGAAAUACAGGUUCCUCCCCAAUCACAGAAUGAGCUUGCUUUUGCUUCCCCUGUUGCUGGAGUCGUCUUGUCAACUUUGCUUCCAUAAGAUGCCCGGUGAUUUCACGAUCGCUGUGGAGCAGAUGGAGUUUGCGCAAGAUCGGAUCAUCAAUUGAAGCAUCAUCGACUACUAUGUCGAUUGCAUAAAGCUUCACGGUUGGAGGACGAAAGCAUAACUAGCCUGUCCGUUUUGAUGCUCACUAAAGCGUUGUAGUCCUGCCAUAAUGUAUUGGAUGCCUUCGCGCG
Molecule: messenger RNA, 1260 nt
Organism: Dissoconium aciculare CBS 342.82
Lineage: Eukaryota; Fungi; Ascomycota; Dothideomycetes; Mycosphaerellales; Dissoconiaceae
Exons: 1
Coding region: 76-978 (300 amino acids)
Source: RefSeq, a predicted model, not a curated record